This is a messenger RNA of Neurospora tetraspora, 2606 nucleotides long. RefSeq lists its product as uncharacterized. The record is from RefSeq and is a predicted model, not a curated record. Bases 137 to 2263 code for a protein of 708 amino acids. Lineage: Eukaryota; Fungi; Ascomycota; Sordariomycetes; Sordariales; Sordariaceae. The transcript has 2 exons.
AGUAAAUGGGAGGAGACACUGGUGGUGGAGGCGGCGUAUAAUGUGAGGUGUAUGUGUUUUUUGUUGGGAGAUGUGAAGGGGGCGAAGGCGGUGGCGGAGAGGUGGUUGGUUUUGGAGUGAUGGGUUUGGAACAUUGAUGGGAAAAAAGUGCAAAGGGUGGUGUUUGUCUAGCUCAUUCCUUGCUCACUCCCUCUGGAUUGCUCAUUCGACAACUAGCUGCGAAUACAACCACCCACAUAGACGAAGUAUUCCUUCCUUAGGAAGGACCAAACACAAUGAGAUGCUGUCGAGUGUUCCUUCCUUUGGGAAGGAUGGAAAAAUCUGUUGUUGUUGCUGCUGUUGGCGCUGCUGGAUCUUUUACCUUCCUUCUUGGUUACUCUCAGCUUUGAAAGCAACUAUGGUCGCGACAACGAGAGCAAAGGCGGCUACAGCCAUGAGCAGCUACGACGACGACCCCUCAGAGGCCACCUUCCAUGACGACCCGUCAGACAUUAGCGACGAUGACGACCCGUUAGACAUGGACAUCAACGACGAUGACGACCUGUCGGACAUGGACAUUAGCGACGAUGACGACUUGUCGGAUAUGGAUAUCAGCGACGAUGACGACUUGUCGGAUAUGGAUAUCAGCGACGAUGACGACUUGUCGGAUAUGGAUAUCAGCGACGAUGACGACCUGUUAGAUAUUAGCGACGAUGACGACGAAGUGGAAACAGAUACUAGCCCCGAGUCACAUACCAGCCCAAAGUCACAUACCAGCCCCGAGUCACUGUAUAUUUUUAAUGCAUACGGCGCCUAUUGUACCAUUGCUGCUGGCCGCAAAUUGCAAAUCGCCCAAGCGUUGCCUUCUGUACAAACACUGGUUGAAACCAUGUUGAGCCUAGAAUUGCAAUGGGCACCCGGGCUUUGCUCAUUACUUAACGCCCCCAAUCCUCCUAAUCUGAACACACAGCCCCCUCCAGCUCCCACCACGCCUGGCUCCCACGCCGCCCCUGCUCCUGCCGCUGGCUCUGCCCCUCCUGCUGCCGGCCCUGGCCCCUCCGAUGUUGUCUCUGUCGCGGACGAUGACGAGCCCGAGCCCAGCCCCUCUGAUCGCAAGGGCAAGGGCAAGAGCACGAAGAAGGAGGAGGAGAACAAGCAUCGCGGUGUCCUUCCUUCGAUUCGCGCCAAUGCCCUUACAUCCUUACCGGAGUUCUCCUCCCACGACAACUAUGCUUGGGCAGUUUACCUUUUGAUCCUCCAAUGCGACGGACAAUUACCCUUAGUUUAUGUUGGUUCGGGCACAAACAGGGCAAUAGGCGUACACGACAGGUUCAACGACUACAGCCAAGGGAAGAUGCUUUCGAAAUAUACCGCCGCGGCCAUUGCGAAGGGUUAUACAAUUACCCACAGAAAAACAUUGGUGAAGAAACCAUGUCCAUUCCCAGCUCGUCUCCACAACCCAGCUCGCGCCCUCUUCCAUAUCUUAGAGACUGCCAUAACAUUCAGCCUCUAUGCUUACAAAGACCGAAGCAUCGUCAAUCCUACAAUGACAAACACCCAGUGGGCUUCGUCCAUCCUAUACGGGGGAUUAUGUUCCCAUUUGGUUUGGAACGAAGGUUUUAAACUACCUAUAGUGUAUUCGUCUGGCCUCACAGGAGCCGAACUUGAAGCCUCCAUACGUCUUACAGAGGAACGUGCUAGGGAAGCCAAAGUCCAAUAUCGGAAAGAGAGGUGGGCGGCAUACACCGAUGAACAGAAGGCGGAAAUAAACGCCAAACGAAGAGAACAUCGCCAAAACCUUAAGGAAACCGACCCAGCAGGGUAUACAGCUUUUCUCGCGAAAGAGAAAGCAUCUCAGCUUGAUGCUCAAGGUUGGAGGGAGAGAAGGGCUAGGAUUAAGCAAGACCCAGUCAAAUAUAAAGUAUAUAAGGAGAAAGAAGAAGCCAGGUAUCGGAAGCGGCGGCUUCAAAUGUUUAUACAACAUAAGGCCAAGAUGGCCAAGGUUAGGGCGGAUCCUGUAAUACACGACGAGUACAAGGCGAGGGUACGUAGGGAGUACAAGGCCAGGAUGGACAAGCUCAAAGAGGAUCCCCUAGCACUCGCCGCACACAAGGCAAAGCAGGCUGAGAACAAUAAGAGAUAUAGUCAGAAGAAGAAGAAGAUGGAGGUCAAGGAGGAUCCCCUAGCACUCGCCGCACACAAGGCAAAGAAGGCUGAGUACAAUAAGAGAUAUAGGCAGAAGAAGAAGAUGGAGGUCGGGAAGGCCGUCGAGGCGUUACACUAGACCGUUCAAGAAGAGAUUCAGGAGGUGGACGAAGCCGCGUGGAGGUGGAGAACAUGGUUAUGCCGGCAAAGAACUGAUCGAUGAAGACGAUAGUGAUGGGGAGGACAUGGAGGUUUAUCUGAAAGAGCAUGGUUACACUUUUGAAGGAGAGAUUACCGAGGAGGACGAGGAAUCAGUUUAUGACCUUGAGGAGGUCCCUAAUACUACUGCAUCUACUUACUCGUCGGUCCCUGUGGAGGACGACCCGCGCCGAACCUGCUGGGGGAAGUGAACAGCGGUGGCGGAAGCUUAAUUUUACUUCCGAUGAUAACUAUUCUAGGAGGUGUUUGUAUGUUUGUUCCCC